Messenger RNA from Coccinella septempunctata (seven-spotted ladybird), 1634 nucleotides. RefSeq names its product innexin inx2-like. Gene Ontology annotation, molecular function: gap junction channel activity. The record is from RefSeq and is a predicted model, not a curated record. NCBI's taxonomy places the organism in Eukaryota, Metazoa, Arthropoda, Insecta, Coleoptera, Coccinellidae. Gene Ontology annotation, cellular component: gap junction; plasma membrane. Gene Ontology annotation, biological process: phototransduction. The transcript is spliced from 4 exons. The coding region runs from base 48 to 1190 and encodes 380 amino acids.
GCCUAGUGCGUUCGGAACUUUUGUGUUUUUUCGGAAGCUCAAUCAACAUGAUUGAUUUCAUAUAUUCAGUGAAAUCUUUGAUAAAGAUAGAUCAAAUUCACACCGACAAUAAUGUGUUUAAAUUACACUAUAAAUUCACUGUUAUAAUGUUGAUAAUAUUCUCGAUACUUCUUACCAGUAAGCAAUAUUUUGGUGAACCUAUAAGCUGUAAUGUGGGAUCCAGUGAAUCGGGAAUGAAAGAAAUUAUAGAACUAUUUUGUUGGAUACAUGGAACUUAUAUUGUGAGCACCAGUUUAAAUGAUACUCUUAUGCCAGGGCUCUCAAAUGAAUACGACUACACACAUUGGGAUAGGCACAUAACUCAUUAUGUUAAGAAUAGUCUUCAUAUAAAUAGUUCCUCCCACAUUAUUUGGCAAAAAUACUACCAAUGGGUUUGUAUAAUCUUUUGUUUUCAAGCCCUUUUGUUCUACAUCCCACGGUACAUUUGGAAAACUUGGGAAGGUGGUAGAAUCAAAUUGCUGGUAGAUGACUUACGAGGCCCUCUGGUUACUCCUACAUGGAAUGUUGAGGCCAAGAACAAACUAGUGAGAUACCUGUUGAAUGGAAGAAACUCGCACACUUUAUAUGCAUGUCGUUUUACCGUUUGUGAAAUAAUCAAUCUAGCAAAUGUGAUAUUUCAAAUUUAUUUUAUGGAUUGGUUCCUGAACGGUAGGUUUUCCAUUUACGGCAUAGCGAUGAGCAGUUUUCACAACUUCAGUCCAAUGGACCAAGUUUUUCCAAAGAUCACGAAAUGCAAAUAUUUCAACUACGGUCCUAGCGGAACCACUCAAAACAUCGACUCUUUAUGCAUCCUACCCCUGAACGUGCUCAAUGAAAAACUCUUCCUCAUCCUGUGGUUCUGGCUGUACAUUCUAACAGCCCUCACCGUUAUUGGUUUGAUAUACAGGAUGUGCAUUAUUUGCUCUCCCGGCAUACGGGCUUUUCUGUUGGUCGGACACAGCCGUUAUGUUGGACGAAAACAAGCAAUGAUCAUCAUCAGGGAAUUGUCCUAUGGCGAUUUUUUUGUUCUGCAUAAUAUCGGAAGCAACGUUAACCCCAUUAUAUUUCAGGAAUUGAUCGAAGGUAUUUUCGAGUACAUGAAAAAUAACAAACGGAUUUAUAAAGCUCAUGGCGGUUUAAUAGAUAUGUAAAAGAUCACUUUCAAUUAGAGUUUCUCAUUUUCAUUUUUUCUUGAGAGUUGAUGACUGUUUUUCGUUUAUUUGCUUCCUCUUACAAAUCAAAUAUAUAUGUUUAUUUUUAGAAUUAUUUAUUGAUAAGUAUUGUUGUUAAAAAGUGGAUGUUUUUUUUCAGUUAGUUCUUCUCCAUGUGUUGAUUUGUUAUUCUUUCAGUAACUUUUACUGAUAGUUGAAUCUCUUUUAUGUUUUCCAAUUUUUAUCACUAUUUGUAGUGAUCAAAUUUACUCAUUUCUUCCAUAAAUGUAAGACUGUUGAUCAUCAAGCACUGUGAUGUUAGAAUAUAAGAAUAAUUUCUAUUUUUGUAAGUUAUAUAAGAAUUUUGUACCUUUAUAUACUUCCAAUUUUUCUUAUGUUUAUUUACACUGAUAAUAUAGUGUUAAAAAAAACUAACUGCUGAAA